This is a messenger RNA of Fonsecaea multimorphosa CBS 102226, 1410 nucleotides long. RefSeq lists its product as uncharacterized. Lineage: Eukaryota; Fungi; Ascomycota; Eurotiomycetes; Chaetothyriales; Herpotrichiellaceae. The coding region runs from base 1 to 1410 and encodes 469 amino acids. The record is from RefSeq and is a predicted model, not a curated record. The transcript has a single exon.
AUGACGGUCGAAUCUCAGCCAAUGUGCUCUCUGCAAGAGACCAUCCGCACUGGGAACUUUUAUUCCUUGGACGAAACUACAUUGCUCCACCAAAUCAAAGAUGCUUUCUCCCCAGAACUGGAACGACUGAAGUGCGUAAGAGCCGUCGAGGGCACCGAGGAGCAACGCGCUACCGCAAAUGGACAAGCCGAUGUGUUGAGUCCCUCACAGAUUCUCUAUGGGACCAAUUAUGACGAGGUCAACCGAACGCUUGUGGGCAUUCUUGCGCUUCGAUGGAUUCACAACCGCGACUAUGAAAGCUUCACUCGGCCACAAGUUCCCGAGUCGCGCCUGACCGAGGAAUCAUUCGAGUGGCUGCACGACCUCUUCUCAAAAGGAAUCGAGAACUCAGAUGAUCUUCUGGCCCUGGUGGUGUCGAUGAUCAUCAAUGACUUGGGAAAAGAUCCCAACCUGGAAGAAGACUACUACUUCAAAACCCGCGAUCGUCAGAACCAUGAUUCCUUACUACUGGACGCAGCAAAGGCGGGGAUGAUCUCCGCUCUGCAAUAUCUCACGCCGGAGAAGAGAGAGGACCUAAUGCGAGGUCUGGAACUCGGAUCGGAGCUGAAUGCAGGGCAACUGGCCCAGGCUGAAAGCGUGCCUGUCAAUCUAGAAGGACUGCUGGCCAUGCGAGACCACAAACACGCAUUUGAACUCAAGUUCAUGGAGCAAAUCCUCGACGUCGCCGGCGCUUUGGGCCAUCUUGACCCUCGUGGCUCCAAGACCUUUAUCGAACCAGUCUUUCAGGCUUUCAAGACAGUGCAUGAGGUAUCUCUCGAUAUCAUUGACGGCAAGUCCAACCCCCGACAAGGGUACGACAAGGUACUUACAAAACGUGGAAAUUUGCUUUAUGUCAAGGGCUUUCGCAGACUUAGUGUAAGCGAUCGAGAAGAUCGGGCACUUCUCCGCUUGUUGACCAUGGGCCGGACUGCAGACAAAGAGCAGGCUGAAUUAUUCUCCAAAGCGUACAACGCUCUAAGGCCGGAAGACAAAGAUCAACUCGUGGCGGGGCUUAAUGUCGACGGCAAUGUGAAUGAGACGGCUGUGCUCCCUUACUACAUGCCCGCAAUCAUAUCCACCACCUUAGAAAACACGAAAGACUCGGAUGAGGAUAUCAAGCGCGAGGCACUCACAUCCCUUAUGCGUUACCUGGCCAAAGUCUUGGGCAGCCCGAGAAACAACCUAACAGCUGCACCCGAAUCCGCAGUAUAUGACCGCGAAGUACCCGGAAUCAUCAUCGAGAGGAAUAUGUCGAAGGUCCAGGACGUCAUCAACAGCCCAGGAUUCAAAGAUGAUCCGACUAUUCUCGAUAAGCUGGAUAUACCAGAUGGGCAGAUUCUUCAACGUAGAAGGACCAGUCAGUCUUGGUGA